Molecule: messenger RNA, 812 nt
Organism: Bombus huntii
Lineage: Eukaryota; Metazoa; Arthropoda; Insecta; Hymenoptera; Apidae
Exons: 3
Coding region: 181-711 (176 amino acids)
Source: RefSeq, a predicted model, not a curated record
AGUUAAAUAACAUAGCUGUAGCUAUGCAAAUCUAUUAUAAAAGUUCUUCAUGCCACGUAAUGGAGAAAUAGAAAAGCAUAUAGCUUGUUUCAUAUAACCAAUCAAAGGCGGCACUGAAGUACAAUAGCGUAUCAAAUAUAGAUGUCAAAUUUUGCUUCCUACAACAAUUAAUAUUAUAUUAUGAAUCGCAACAGAGAUAUAGCAGAGCUGUGGGGUAAAGAGGAUGACAAUCCAGUUUCUUUGCUUGUGCGAAGAAUGAAAAUACCCCUGAUAGCGGGCAUUGGUGCUGGACUAGUACUUCAAGCUUCAAAAGGUAUAUUGGAGACCCCUGCUACGUUUGGAAGAAUUGCAUAUGUUACAUUUCCUUUGUGUGGUUUAAGUUUUUACUAUCUUACUGGUAGUUAUAUAACAAGACAAAUAAGGGGAACAGAAGGUCCAUUUAAUAAUCUAAUGGGAGUAUAUUGUACUUUUCCGGUGCUUCGAAAAUUCCUGCCUUUGGGACAUACUGUGGCACUUCUUUUUUUUGUUACUUUACCUUUCUAUGCAGUGGUACGUGAUUUUUAUGUAACUAAGAAUAGAUUGACUCUUAGGGAGACUCUGCUUUAUGGAGUGCAAGCAAGAGGUCUUUACAUUAAUGAGUGGCAAAAAAAGCCAUCAGAACCCUAUGUUAAGCGUGAAUCAUAUAAUCCAUUUACAUUUCCUUCCAAGUAAAGCAAUGAUAAACUGAAUAUAACAUAUAGUUUAUUGUAGUCACAUUUAUUGUAUAUUUAUUCAUAUAUAAUUUCAAUAAAUACAAAAAUCCUAAACUAUGA